GUAAUUUAGAAUAACCACCCCACGCGGCCUAUACUCACUACCUCCAUCUGCCCUCGACGCACAAGCAGUGGUACUCCUCCAACCCUCAAUCUGCCCGCCAUUCCACGUUGCCACUGGGCGGCAAACCCCCGUAGGGCUGAAGAUUAACGUACAUCUCCCGAUGGUUCUUCAACAUCAUUCAAAACGACGCUUGCUCCGCCGUUACGAUAGUGGCUACCAUGGACGACCUGUUGACCCCAAGCCCUGCGAUGCACGAUCCUCCUCCUGACCUCAUGAACGACCCGCAAUAUGCGACAAAUACUGCGAAUGGUGAAGAUGGGAUGGGGGAUGCAGACACUUGCCGGAUAUGCAGAGGAGAAGGCAGCGAUACAGAGCCUCUAUUCCAUCCGUGCAAAUGUAGUGGGAGUAUCAAGUAUGUCCACCAGGAUUGCUUAAUGGAGUGGUUGUCACACUCGCAGAAGAAGCACUGCGAGCUGUGUAAAACCGCUUUCAGAUUCACGAAACUCUACUCUCCGAAUAUGCCGCAGACGCUACCAAUCUACGUCCUCUUUCGGCACGUCAUCAUCCACACUGUUAAGAAUAUCACUACUUGGCUACGGUUCUGCCUCGUGGUCACAGUGUGGCUAGGCUUCCUCCCAUACAUUAUUCGACAAGUCUGGAGGUUACUAUUCUGGUUCAGCGAUGGAGGCUGGCCGCCCCAUUACCUUUCGAUAGAUUCAACCCGAAAUUCCACGGCGAUGAGAGCACUUGAGAUGGCCCGAGAACUGCAGUUGGCCACACUAACUGGAAACGGAACAUCCCCAGUGACCCCGUUUCUUGCAAGUCAGACAACUUCAGCCAGUGUUGGCGGUGUUAUGAAUAAGCUCGUCCGAUUCCUCAAGCCAGUUUCUCAAACCUUGAAUGUUAGCAGCGCCGAUCCUCUCGCCGCCGGUCUCUUCAAGUCUCUCUACUAUGGUUUUGGAAUGUCGAAGGUUGUGAUUCCGGAAGACUCUGGGACGAACGCAAACGUCUCGCAGCUCCUCACUAGCCACUCUCCCACAUCUCGAAAUCCCUCACUAUUGAGUGAAAUCCCGGUUUUGAGGAAUUUGACCAGGAACUCCUAUUUCAACCAGCUAAUCAUCACGAUUGCGGAGGGUUAUAUUAUCACAAUCCUAGUUGUAGUUUGUUUUAUACUCGUCUUCUUGAUUCGGGAAUGGGUCGUCCAGCAACAGCCAGGGAUUAACAUGGGGGCUGGAUUCAACGCAGAAUUUGCUGCACCUGAGAGACCAAGGGAACAGCAAGUAGUACCUGAGCCGCGCCCAUUGCCUAAUGGAGUGGAUAUCCAAGAGCCUAGGGACAUUGGACAACGACCAAUGGCACGACCACGCCGACGAAAUCCUCACUUAGGAGACGGCGAUGAUGCGCGGCCCGCUCGACAGAAUUUGGACCCGGAAAAUGGGCCAGAUCAUGAAGCAGAAGUUGGGCCAUUCGCGAACCGCCCGACUCCUGUAAGGGACGCAUUGUCACCAGCGGCAGAGAUUCAAAGAGCACUCACGGAGGAGCCAAGGAUGACAGAAGAGUUCCUCGCCAUUUGGAGACGUGCAGACAGUGACCCCAAGGAGGUCUUGCGUAUUAUCGAGACAGAAAAUAAAGGGGACCAACUACGUUAUUGGGUUAAUGCUAUGAAACUCCUCCAAACUCCUUCUCCAGCAUCGCCAGCAUCGCCAGCCCUGCCCGCCUCGUCUCCAGAUCCUCCUGCAGGUACCGUUGCAGGUACAAGCACUAGAACCCCCGAAGUUCCCGCUAUUAGCUUUACCAGCUCUGAGAAUAGUAGCACCGAUGAUUUGGGGAAGCAGUCAGCCAGUGACGGAAGCAGUGCUAGCUCUGAAAGUUGGGUCGAGAUUCCGAAGCCUCCCGCACUCCUACAUCACAACAGUACUUCCGUCGAGCCAAACGCAGAAAUCACCCAGGCGUUUGAAUAUCGCCCUCUGGACAAAGGCAAAAAUCGGGCGAUUGAAGGCCCAGAACCCUCACUUCCUCAGAAUGAUUCCUCUGAUAAGGAGAACACCAGACCAGCACUGAAUCCUUUUAUACCCGAAUCGGCAAGUAACCUUUGGACCUCCUCGGCAUCCGGUGUUUCUUUUUCGUCAAGUACUUCUCGGCCCCGAGCUAUCUCCGAUGGACCGCAGACGAAAGAAAGCAUAUUAACCAAUAACUGGAAUUUCUCAAACCUGCCAGACGAUGACAACGUCGACUAUAAGUUUUCGUGGAAUAAAGGGAAUGACACACCUGCCGAGAUCUCCAGAGCAGCACCUGGUCCAGCCUCCUCAGCUCAAAUCACUGAACCAGAAAACCACAUUCACGACAGUCAGGCAUGGAAGGCUGCGCAAGAUUUGCGGGUCCAACAAGCCAUCGCAAGAGGUAGAGAAGUCCAUAAAACAGCGUUGGCGGGUCAUGAAUCUGCCAGCUCACUCCACAUGGAAAAGAACGACGCAGAAGCUGCCACAAAUGAGAAAGAACAUUCUGUUGAGACACCCGAUGAGUUCGUAUAUCGACCCAUAAUAUUGGACGAGGCCGUCGAACUCUCCGAUUCGGACAACGAAGCCGAACCAGAUGAAGCCGCACCACCAAUUGUGCUCCCAAAUGAUGUUUCACCUCCGGAAACCAGAGAGCCGGUCCUGGCUCGCCCGGCAGAACCUCAAGGCCUCUUGGCAAACAUUGCAGACUUUUUAUGGGGAGGCGUUGGUGACGAUAGGCCUCAAGAGGAGCAAGGCGCAAAUGACGAACACAUUGUGCAAGAUCUUGCUGCCGAAGCCCCUUUUGUUCCCGUUGUCCAUCAAGACCCUUUCGACCAAGGAGGUGAAUUCGCCGAACAAGAUCGCGAGGUUGUCGAAGCUGCAAUUGCCGCUGGCAUAGAUCCAAACGAUCAGGAUGCAAUCGACGAUGCAGAGGACUUUGAAGGCAUUAUGGAGCUUGUCGGAAUGCGUGGUCCUAUUUUUAGCCUCGUUCAAAACGCCUUGUUCAGCGCCUUCCUGUUAGCACUUACUGUCGCCUUUGGUAUAUGGAUCCCCUACAAUAUCGGAAGAGUCUCGUUGUUACUCUUGGCCAAUCCCGGACCUGCUUUCAAGCUUCCUAUGAGACUCAUCUUCGGGCUUGCGGCCCUCAUGCAAGAUUUAGCAUUGUCGUUGAUGGGCGUUGUGUCGUGGUGCUUGAUUAGGAUAUUCUCUGUCCCGUUGUCAAUCUGGUAUUCCGCCUCGGAUAGUACUCCUGGCCUGGGUAUUCGCUCCACAGCGUUGAAUGUCUCCCAAUCCGCUCUUGAACGGGUCAUAGAUAGCACCAUGAAUAGCUUGGUCCACAUUGGGGACUCGGAGAUUUUUGCCUUCUCCGCAGCCUCACACGAGUCUCUAAUAUACCUCAAAAAUCUCGUGAUCGAUACACUCAUCACGAUCGGCGAAACGGUCUCCUAUAUCUUCGUCGGAGAUUACGGUGUAACUAGAGCAAGCAUUUGGGCGAUCUUGGCUCGUGCAUUUAAUCAUGGAUGGCAUUUCGUAUCCGCUAUGCCCGGUUUCCUGGCCAGAUCUGAUUCCUGGGUUAUCAGUCUGGAAGUGGGCAAGCGAGGUAGCCCGCUAGACCUCGAACUUAGCGUCUGGGAUGGGAUGGAUCGCUUCUGGGCGACAGUAGCAGGCUACACGGCACUCAGCCUCCUUGGUGCACUGUACGUCAAGAAAGGCUCACCAUUCUCAACCGGUCCAGUUGGACGAGAAUGGGAAGCGACUAUCAUCGACCUUCUUAAUCAAGCUGGAGGUGUGAUGAAAGUCAUCUUGAUCAUUAGCAUUGAAAUGUUGGUCUUCCCCUUGUACUGUGGGCUUCUUCUUGAUGCAGCUCUGCUACCGCUCUUCGACAACACUACGAUCGUAUCCCGGAUUCUAUUUACUUUCAAAUCCCCACUUACAUCCAUCUUUGUGCAUUGGUUCGUUGGGACUUGCUAUAUGUUCCAUUUUGCGCUUUUCGUUUCCAUGUGUCGGAAGAUAAUGCGGAAAGGAGUUUUAUACUUCAUCCGCGAUCCAGACGAUCCUACAUUCCAUCCCGUUCGGGAUGUUCUAGAAAGAAAUGUAGCAACGCAACUACGAAAGAUUCUCUUCUCGGCCCUAGUUUACGGAGGCUUGGUAGUCAUUUGCUUGGGAGGCGUUGUAUGGGGACUAUCAUUUGCAUUCAAAGGCGUUCUACCAAUACACUGGUCAUCGAAUGAACCGGUCCUGGAGUUUCCUAUCGACCUCCUCUUCUAUAAUUUCUUGAUGCCGCUGGCAGUCAAGUUUUUCAAGCCCUCGGAUGGGCUCUACACCAUGUACAGCUGGUGGUUCCGGCAAUGCGCGAGAAUGCUGCGACUUACAUGGUUCAUGUUUGACGAGAGAAAGGAGGACGAGGAAGGCUAUACUGUCCGACGAAGUUGGAUGGACAUCUUCCGAGGAAUGAAGGGGGAAAGGAAUAUCAAGACGGAGGAUCCCUCGCAGCCUUUCGUUGAGGAUCCCGCUCUCAAUGCCUACUUCCGGCAAGAUGGAAGAUAUGUCCGAGCACCAGCAUCAGACCAGGUCAGAAUUCCAAAAGGAACCCGCAUAUUCCUCGAGGUUGACGAGACGAACAACCGAAUGGACGGCAAAUGGGAUAGGCCAGAUGGUGUCCACGGAAAGAACUCGGAGCUGUACAAGCAAGUAUACAUCCCACCAUGGUUUCGCCUCCGGAUAUGCCUCUUCAUAGUCUUCAUCUGGCUAUUUGCCGCAUUGACAGGUGUUUCUAUCACGAUCGUGCCUCUGGUAUUCGGCCGUCAGGUUUUCGCAAAGCUGAUCCCUGCCCAUGUCCGCAAGAACGACGUUUACGCCUUUUCGAUAGGGACAUACAUACUUGGCUCGGCUCUCUAUGCUAUUGUACACGUAGGGAAGUUCGUCUCGUACCUGCGCUCGGCUUUGGCAAUCAAUGCGGAGACUCCCAAAAAUGUUAUGCGUCAAGUCGCAGCAGCCACUUCUCUGGUCGCACGAAUAGCCUGGACCUACACAGCGUUCCUUUUCAUCCUCCCGACUCUCUUCGCCUUCCUCAUCGAAUUUUAUUUCAUCGUCCCACUUCACACAUAUUUUGCAUUCGAAGAGCGCCACGUUAUUCACUUCGUACAAAGCUGGACUUUAGGUCUUCUCUACGUGAAACUCACAACACGUAUUAUCCUCUGGCACGAAGAGUCUCGGCCAGCCCAAUCCCUACGUGCUAUCACUCGUGAUGGCUACCUCAACCCGGACGCACGCCUGGCAACACGUAGCUUCAUUCUUCCUGUUGGCUUGCUUCUUUGCUCGGCACUCGCGUACCCUUGGUGCCUGGCUAGGAUAGUAACGAUGACGGUCUUGAGAGACAAGCCGGAGAAACAUCUCUUGACAUACCGAUACGCCUAUCCCAUGUGCCUCGCCCUUUGUUGCAUCGGCUUCGCGUUGUACAUCCUAUUAGGCUGGGUGAAGGACUGGAGGAUGAAGAUUAGGGAUGAGGUUUAUUUGAUUGGAGAACGACUACAUAAUUUUGGGGAUCGGAAGACAGGGUCGAAUGGUGUUGCUGUCCCGAAUAUGCGACGAAUUGAGACGUGAUGAUGGGGCUGCUGGACGAACGAACGUAUAUGAAUUGGGUGGGGAUCAAACUGGGGGAGCACAGAAUGGCGUUUGAGGGAAAUACCAUUUUUGACGCUUCGAGCGUCUCCUUUGUUGUUAUACACUGUACAUGUUUGCAUAUUAAAUCCACUACAUCUCAAAUCAUCCCGAUUCUUUACCAAUCGCUUAUGAAUAUACUUAGGAAAUUCUUGAGGAAGGCCA
This is a messenger RNA of Hyaloscypha bicolor E, 5822 nucleotides long. RefSeq lists its product as uncharacterized. The record is from RefSeq and is a predicted model, not a curated record. Gene Ontology annotation, molecular function: zinc ion binding. Lineage: Eukaryota; Fungi; Ascomycota; Leotiomycetes; Helotiales; Hyaloscyphaceae. Gene Ontology annotation, cellular component: endoplasmic reticulum membrane. The transcript has 3 exons. The coding region runs from base 219 to 5600 and encodes 1793 amino acids.